UUGAGCUCGGCCAGUGACAUUUUUUAUAUUUGUCUCGUCUCUUUUUGUGUAAAUCAAGUGCUGUUUGUGCCAUCGGACACGCAGAUCAACCAAAAUGCUCUCUGCAUCCUCCCCAAUUACCUUUCCAAGCGACCCUCCUACUCCUCCACCUAAGCGCGCCAAACCCCAUGAUAUUCAAUAUCCGACACAAAAGCCCCGAGUUGCUGGACCGUUUGUUGACUCUGAUUCCGAAUCAGAUGUAGAAAUUGCGCCUCGAGCUGGCUCAAGAUCUCCUUCCAAGAGACGCAAAAUUCAAGAACAACCCGACAAUAGACCACAGAGUCCUAUAUUUACUGUUCGAGAUACGAAUCAAGAUGCCAGUGACAGCAUUUCCCGCGAUGGAAACUCAGUGACCGACCGCCCGGUAGCUGAGUUAACACCAACAGACGAUUCUCAAGCUACUCUACUACCAACGGCGCCCUUCUGGACCCAGUCAGAUUCACUACUCACAACACCUAUCUUUGGAGCCCGCUCAAAGACCACUUACAAGUUAAAGACGUGCGGGGGGCGCGAAAUUACGAUUAAACAGCGAAAAGAAGUGGCCGCGCAAUCCUACGAGUCUAUGGUAGCGGCCAGAUCGAAGACCAAAGAAGGACGGGCGAAACGAGACUACUAUGGCGUAGAUAUACACAACCUCAUCAACGCUGCCACAAAUGAAAUGGCUGAGAGGCGGAACAACCCACCAUCUCCAGAUACCAACCAAGCUGUUCGACGUAUGGAGGCUGCAUCAAUAUCAGAAAGAAAGCCCAAGAAGACUAUGCUAUGGACUGAAAAAUACCGAGCGAGAAACUUUAUGGAUCUGUGCGGAGACGAUUCCACAAACAGACUUGUCUUGCGUUGGCUCAAGAAGUGGGAUCCAUUGGUCUUUCCAGGCGCGACCAAAGCGAAACCGAAAAUUCAAAGACGCAAUGGACCCAAUUCGCAGCUAGAAGAAGAGAAACCUCAUCGAAAGAUUUUGAUGUUGACAGGACCGCCUGGGUUGGGCAAAACGACGCUGGCCCACGUCUGCGCCAAGCAAGCGGGCUAUGAGGUGAUUGAGGUCAACGCCAGUGAUGACCGUAGUCGUGAUGUUGUGAAGAAUCGAAUCAGAACCAGUCUCGGGACGGAGAGCGUCAAAAACGUUGGCAACCAGAAAUCUCUAAACGGACCGCAGAAGGUUGCCAAGCCUGCGUGUGUGGUGGUGGAUGAGGUCGAUGGUGUGGUGACAGGAUCUGGAGCUUCAGGAGAAGGCGGCUUUAUUAAGGCGCUGAUUGACCUGGUGCUGAUCGACCAAAAGAAUGCUUCAGGAGUUUCAAAGUCUUACGAAGGCAAAAAGAAAAAAGGCGAUGAUUUCCGCCUAAUGCGACCCUUGAUUCUUAUAUGCAAUGAUGUGUAUCACCCCUCUCUGAGGCCGUUGAGACAGUCAAACCUAGCUGAGAUUAUCCACGUCGGCCGGCCGACACUGGACACGGUGGUGGGUCGUUUGAAGACGGUAUUUGAGAAAGAAGGCAUUCCCUGCGACAAAGACGCAGCUCGCAAGCUGUGUGAGACAGCAUGGGGCAUGGCUAACGGUAUCGAUGCUAAGCGAGGACAAGAAAGCACCGUGCAGGGUGAUCUUCGAGGGAUCAUGGUUAUUGGCGAAUGGGUAGCUUCUCAGUUCAAGGUAUCCAGUUCAAAUGCCACCCAGCGCCUCACCAGAGAGUGGAUCGAGCGAAAUAUCCUCCAAGAGCUCGCCAACGGUGCGGCUGGGGCUCGAGGCCUUGGACGAGGCAGUGUGAAAGACAUCAUCACUCGCCUUUUCCAGGAGGGAGGCGGGUUUCCCAAGCAGGCUCUCAACUUAUCCAGAUCCAAGACGGAGCACGAACAGCCAAAGACAGAACUUGGUUUUGGAGAGCACCAAAAGAAAUACGCAAUGGAGUGUCUCCGACAAAUGAUUGAUGCCAGUGGCGAAAUCAGCCAUGUGGUGACAGAAGUAUUCUCAGAGUAUCCAAACCGCGAAUUCAACGACGAUUCCUAUCUCACGAAACCCAACCAAGCGUACGACUGGCUGUACUUUCACGACGCCUGUCAGUCUAGGCUGUUCGCCAGCCAGGAGUGGGAGCUUUCUCCUUACUUGGCUCAACCCAUCCUAGCUUGCCACCACUUAUUUGCAUCCCCCAAGAGGCAUUACGCCAAUAACAUGGGGUCGGCCAACGGCCAACGAUCCGGGGUUCUAGGAGAAGAAGAAGCUGGCCCUUCAAUACCCUUCUCUGGUCCGCGCGCCGACUACCAGGCCUUUGAAGCCGAGAAGCAAACUCGUGCCCAGCUGCAGUCUCUUCAAAGCCAGCUCAGCCCAACCUUGAUGCGUCUGUUCCGCAGCGCAGAGGACGUGGCUACGGAGUUCUUGCCUUACCUUGCCCGCAUGCUGGCACCCGACGUGAAGCCUGUCGUCGUGGGCGGCAGCCAGGGCACCACGGCUAGUGUACGCAAGGAAAGCGAGCGAGCCAUGGUGAAGCGCGCAUCAGAGGUGCUCGCGGAAGUUGGCAUUGCCCUGCAAAAGGGUAAGAUUGAGGCUGAUGCGGUAUCUAACCGGGGGCCACAGUUUGUGUACCGUAUGGACCCUGAUAUCGAUGCCCUCUCGACAUUUGAAACAGCAUCUCUUCUUACGUCGCAGCCCCCAACGCGCUUCGCUGUUCGCCAGGUCCUCGAUCAAGAGCUCCAUCGCACACUGGCCAUCCGCGAGACAGUCGCUCGCCAGGCACGCUUCCGAGCCGGACGUGCCGUCGGCGAGAGUGACCAGCAUCAGCCGCUUACUCAGCCGUCGCAGAGCCACAAGGACGACGACAUGGCGGUUGUAGAAGACGGUUUGGUGGUGAAGAAGGACUUCUUCGGGCGCAUCAUUCAGGCGCAGCCGCUGGCGGAGGUGACGGGCAGUGCGAGAGAGAAGAAGGCAGCGACCCAAGAGAAGGUAUGGGUGACGUUCCAUGAAGGGUUGAAUAAUGCAGUGAGGAAACCGAUGAUGCUGCGGGAGUUUUUGAAUGGGCUGUGAGUGAAGCUUUCCUGGGUGGAAAGGCGUAUUUUAGGGGGCUCUGGGAGUGAGAUGUGAUGGGGAAUGGAUUUGUAGAAAUACUGGAUGUUUUAAUAAUGAAGCACACAUGAAAAGCACCAUUGUAGAUAUUUGGUGGAGUCAAUGAAGUAAAAAUUCAC
Messenger RNA from Trichoderma asperellum CBS 433.97, 3204 nucleotides. RefSeq lists its product as uncharacterized. Gene Ontology annotation, cellular component: nucleus. Gene Ontology annotation, molecular function: DNA binding; ATP hydrolysis activity; ATP binding. The record is from RefSeq and is a predicted model, not a curated record. Lineage: Eukaryota; Fungi; Ascomycota; Sordariomycetes; Hypocreales; Hypocreaceae.